CUCGUAGAUUUCUACAGCGCCUCUGCCCCUUUCGGCCUUGCUCCAUGGGACUCCUUGCUUGCGGCGCCCACAAGACAACAACAACAAAAACCAGAACAAUUGACUCGAUCGUUGCACCAUGGUGAGGGAGUAAGUCAGAGGGUUCUAUUCAUUUCAGUUUCUAUAUUAUAUAGCUAGCUAGUUUGUAUCUUGGGGCAUUCAGGAUUGGACUGUUGACACUCAACUUCCAGAGGAUUUGUUGGGGUUUCACCACAACUGGGAGCGCUUUUGUAUUGUGGGAACGGAAACAAGGAAGUUCCAUUCAUUCAUUCAGUCAUUCAGAACCCAGUAGUCUAGAAACACGACCUGUCAAUCUGUCACUCCUCCAUCGCACUUGUUUCGACAAGACAAAGACCAUGGCGACCACAGCAACAUCCACCAUAGCAACGACAACGACAACACCGCUGGAAGAGACGCGGAAUCAACAUCGCGACAAGGCGACGGUAUUGCUCCGAUUGGCGGAAGCAGUGGAAGACUCGAGUCAACGCCGUCGUCGUGGGAGUACUGUGACGGUGACAGCGGCGGAUUUGUCUCAGUUGUCCUACGACUUGACAGUGGCAGCCUCGGAGAUUCCUUCGAGUAGUCAGACCAGUCCUCUUGGUGCACCAGAAGAGAUUACCAGUGUGGACCAAGUCCAAUCAACCAUUCAAAAUGUCGUUCAGGCAGUCUACCAGUUGCGAGAACAUUCGCACUUGAAGUAUCAAAUGCUGGAAAUGAAAUACUUUGAUUUGAAGCGACAUGCCUUUGAUGUCGAACAUCAGAAUCGAAAAUUACAAAUGAUGCAAGUUCCCCCCAAUCAUACCAACAAUACAACAAUCAUUCAUCCAUUGUCAAUAAGCAGCAGCAACAAUAUUCAUCAACAAGAAGAAUUGACGGCCCAAUUGCAACAGGAAAAUUACGAUUUGCGCAAGCAGCUACGAGAAUCUUGUUUUGACUGUCGUAAACUGGUUCAAGAAAACUAUGGACUCCGUAAAAUACUAUUGGAUGCUGGAGUCCAUUGGAAUGUGCUUACUACUAGCAAUAGUAGUCAUGCGGAAGAAAGCAAGGAAGGAGAAUCCAAAAUGGACGAUGACAACUCCGAAACAAAAGAAGACGAUUUUGAAGAUGCACAAGAGUAUAUCGAUACGACAACAACAACAGCAACACUGUCCGUUCCUGAAGACGAAGCACCAAAAGAGAUGCCCACAGCGACAGCCACAACCCAGAAUGUUGUUGAACCGCCAACAACAACAACAACAGAACCGCACGAUCUUCCGGAGGCCGAAGAAUUCCAGGAUGCCGAAGAAGAGUUGAACAUAAGCACAACGCCAGAGGAGGUUGUUUCCAAACCCCCCACCACUCCCGAACGGACCGUCUCCACAGGGUCCACCGAUAGUCUCAUGACUCUGGAAUCAUCACACGCUACCACUCCAACUGAAGUGUCGCCGCCAACAACCAACACGGAUAAAGCGCCCCUGACGACUCCAUCGCCGGCAUCAACUACGACCCCCAGUAGUAGUGGCACUACCAGGAGCAAGAGAAGCAGUCGCAAAUCUGUCACGUUUGCCAAAAUGGCCACCAAACUAAAGAAUGAUCGAAGAACAUCCAUUACAAGUUUGGAUUCGUCCAAUGGCAACAUGUCCUUCAAUGCGUCCUUCAAUUCCAUUCAGAGUCACAACGACAAUGAUGAAUCCGUUGCCACUUCCAACUCGGCCAGAACCAAUGCCACCAAUGCGAGACAGGAAGAACUGGAAAAGAAAACGCAAGAACAACACGAUCGCAACUUGGAAUUGCUCGGUGUCGGGGGUAUUUAUGCGGCGUCCUCCACUACGCCCACUCGGGAACCGCACAAAGGGGUCAAACAGGAGAGCAGGCUGCAGCAACCGCCGCAAAUAAGACGCAAAUCCUAUCAUCAUACUGCCAAUAAUAAACCCAUGACAUCCAUAUCGGUUUCAAAGGAGCGACGACACAGUCAUGGGGAUAUACUGCGGCAAAACAAUAGCAAUCACAGCCACCGACAGGCAUUGACCGCCAAGGAACUCAUGAGCAAGACCAAGAAGAGUGACAAAAAGCGAGGUUCAGGAGCACGCAAGACCUUUCACAUUCAAAUGUCCGCCAUGACACCACCCCGAUCGUCCCAAAUUAUGCAGGCAACCGAACCACUUGAUCCACUCGAAGAAGAAAAACGAUUGAGUGCCCUGCUGGGGGGAUUUAGCAUGGGAAAUCAUUUUGUGCCAACCACAUCCACGGCAACAACCACAACAAGUACGGCACGACGCGACAAUAGCUCGGACGACGUAUCGGUGGCAUCCUCGAAGAGCUUUUUUCGACGUCGAAAAAGCAAGAAAUGGAGCAGCAAAGAAAGUGACAAUGACGACGAUGAUCAGCGAUCCGUGGGAUCGACCAAGUCGUUGAGCAAAUUCUUCAAGAAAUCGCCGUCGCGCAAGAGUAGUAGUAGUAGUAAGAAAUCAGAUGAUCGAUCCGUGGGUUCCAACCGGUUGUUUUAGUUCAACAACAAAGAGCUCUCGACUCGACGCAAGAGCAACAACAACAACACGACGGAAAACCUACGAACUGCAAGAGCCACUGGGACAAGGAAACACGAGAGUGAACAAACGUCAAUUUUUAGUUAAGUAACGCCGCUACAAUUACCAUACCAAGACAACCAAAAAGACUGGGAGAGACCACAAUCAGCAAUCGUGCAAACCAAGCCAAUACAUAAUCAUAGCUGAGUUGUCGCCUCAUGCAUACAAUACAAUAGCACCACCGCAAAGAUAUACCGGCAGCAGCGUAGCGUCUAGCUAGCUAUAUAGCAGGGAGAAGACUCAUGGAUUCGUGCCAUCGGGCGUGUAGUGUGCAUGUUCGUAGCUCAUCAAUGCAAAGAACUGAGAAGGCUCUCCCAUGAGAGGUG
Molecule: messenger RNA, 2929 nt
Organism: Seminavis robusta
Lineage: Eukaryota; Bacillariophyta; Bacillariophyceae; Naviculales; Naviculaceae
Source: the annotation of a GenBank genome assembly